Messenger RNA from Motacilla alba alba, 3141 nucleotides. RefSeq names its product endo-beta-N-acetylglucosaminidase (gene ENGASE). The coding region runs from base 59 to 2230 and encodes 723 amino acids. The transcript has 14 exons. Gene Ontology annotation, biological process: protein deglycosylation. The record is from RefSeq and is a predicted model, not a curated record. NCBI's taxonomy places the organism in Eukaryota, Metazoa, Chordata, Aves, Passeriformes, Motacillidae. Gene Ontology annotation, cellular component: cytoplasm. Gene Ontology annotation, molecular function: mannosyl-glycoprotein endo-beta-N-acetylglucosaminidase activity.
GCGGCGGCGGCGGCGGCGCGCUCAGAGCGGCGGCGGCGGCGGCGGCGGCGGCAGCGCCAUGGCGGAGGCGGCGGAGGGGCCGGCGCGGCGCGGCAAGAGGACGGGAGCCGAGCCCGGCGCCGCGGCGGAGGAGCCGGCCGAGGCGGAGCGGGCCGCGCGACGCCGGAGGAGCUUGCAGCCGGACAUCCAGGGGACCACCGUCCUGCACGACACCAUCAGCGAGCGCCCGCAGCCCCUGCCAGCAAGGUACUUUGACACGAAGACCACGGAGCCCAUCAGCUUCUACUUGACCGGCCUGGAGGAGCUGCUGGCCUGGCAGCCCAACAGCAACGAUGACUUCAAUGUGUCAGCCGUGCCUCUGGCCAAGCGCCAGCCCCCGCUCCAAAGCAGGAGGCCCCGGACGCUGGUGUGCCACGACAUGCGUGGCGGGUACCUGGAGGACAGGUUCAUCCAGGGCUCGGCCACACGCAACCCCUAUGUCUUCUACCACUGGCGCUACAUCGACAUCUUCGUCUACUUCAGCCACCACACUGUCACCAUCCCGCCCGUGGUCUGGACCAACGCGGCGCACCGCAACAGCGUCCCUGUGCUGGGCACAUUCAUCACGGAGUGGACGGACGGGGAGAAGCUGUGCGAGGCGUUCCUGGCGGGCGGGGAGGAGGCGUACGGCGCCGUGGCCGAGCAGCUGGCCCGCAUCGCCCAGCACUACCGCUUCGACGGCUGGCUCAUCAACAUAGAGAACACGCUGAGCCCGGCAGCCGUGGGGAACCUGCCCCUCUUCCUGCGGGACCUGACGGCGCGGGUGCACAGCGCCGUGCCGGGAGGGCUGGUGAUCUGGUAUGACAGCGUGCUGAAGGAUGGCACGCUGAGGUGGCAGAACGAGCUGAACGAUCAGAAUAGGAUGUUCUUUGAUGCCUGUGACGGGCUGUUCACCAACUACAACUGGAAGGAGGAGCAGCUGGAGCGCACGCAGAGGCUGGCUGGUCCGCGCCUAAACGACGUCUAUGUCGGCGUUGAUGUCUUUGCCCGUGGGGAUGUGAUUGGUGGUGGCUUUGACACUGACAAGUCCCUGCGCCUGAUCCGCCAGUAUGGCCUCUCUGCAGCCAUCUUCGCUCCUGGCUGGGUCUAUGAGCACCUGGGCAAGGAAAACUUCCUGCAGAACGAGAACAGGUUCUGGGGCUCGCUGGCAGAGUACCUGCCCACGCACAGCAUUUGCACGCUGCCCCUCACCACCUCCUUCAGCCUGGGCAUGGGCAGCAGCACAUUUCUGGACGGGAAGGAUGAAGAGUCUGGGCCCUGGUACGACCUGAGUGCGCAGGACAUCCAGCCACUGUACCCGGAGCAGCAGGGCACGCUGAGCACCAGCUGCUGCCUGCAGGAUGCCUGGUGUGGGGGCAGCUCCCUGCAGCUGCAGGGGACCAUUCCCCCCGGCGAGGAGCGCGUGGCUGUCCGCCUCUUCUCUUUGCAGAUGCCAGCCCCCCCUAAGCUCUUCCUGACCCUGCGCUACAAGCUGGAGGGCCCACAGCCCGAUGACUUCACAGUGGCACUGGAGGUCACCACCUGGGACUCAGGGACCUGCUUUGAGGGCAACCCCACCUCCCUGCCCGAGCCCAACGGCCGGUACCACCCCCGGUUCCUCCCGGCACCGCCGCCCGGCCUCGCCAAGCUGCUCGCCGCCUGCCACCGUGGCUCCUAUGGCUGGACCAGCCGGUGCUAUGAGCUGGAGCUGCAGGACUGCAGCCUACGAGACCUCUCCCUGAUUGUGUCCCGCCAGCAGCCCAGCCCACAGGAGACAUCCUUCACCUGCCUCCUCGGGGAGGUCCGGGUGCUGGACACGGCCAGCGUGGCGGCCGCCCCGCCGCAGGUGCACGGCGUGACGGCCUCGCAGCUCUGGUGGCAGGAGGGCGCCGAGCCCGGGCAGCUGUCGCUCAGCCUCACCCUGCGCUGGUCCUUCCCGCCCGGCCGUGCCCGCUGGUUCCGCGUGCUGAGCCAGGGCGCCCGGUGCCGCCUGGGCCAGACGGCGCCGCAGGUGCUGGGGCUGGCGCAGGGCUGCCUGUUCCGGGCCGUGGGGCUGCCGGUGCCGCGGCCGGCGCCCGCGCAGUCCUGCCGGCUGGAGCUGCUGGUGGAGCCCGUUCUGCGGGACGAGCUGCCUGUGGACCCCGAGCGCUGGGGCCGCCUCGUGCUGGUCUAUUCGGCACCAGGCAGCGGCACCAGCUCAGAUGGGCAUUAAAGCAACUGUGGUGCAGCCCGUGCCGUGUCUCCUGCGUGUGGCGGGUGGGGUGUGGGCGGGGGACACAGAGGGAGGCUGCAUUUCAUCACCCGGGGCUGCCGAGUCACUUUCCUCCCAGCCCUGUGGUUGUGCUCAGCCCUCACUGUGGGGCCCACUGGGUGCUGACCCCCAACACGUGUGACCCCAGACUGCAACACCUCCCCUGAGAGCCCCAGCAGCUCCUGCAGCCCUCGCUGCCUCAGGCCGUCUGCCCACAGGCUGGGGAUACGGCCCUAAGACCCCAAGGGGCACAGCCCCCUCAGGGCUCAGCCGGGUGGGGAGCUGCCGGCACGGGCUCUGCAGCAGCCCAGCCUGGGUGACCGCUGUGCUCAUUAACGUGGCCCCAGCCCGGUGCCACCAGCCUGCGCUGCCUCCCCUCAGCACCCUGCGAGGAGGAGAGAAGAUUUAUAGCAGCAAUUAUUUUCUCACAGUCUGGUGAGCAAGCAAUUAGCAGGCAGGAGCAGCCGAGCGCUCCUGCAGUGGGGUCCCAAGCCCUGUCCCCAAACCAUGCAGGCUCUGCCAGGGACACCAAUGCCAGCAGCGGAGCUGCUGCUCCUGAGGCUCAGGAACGUAUUACCUGAUGGCUUGAAGAACGAAGGGCUAGGCCCAGCCAGGAGAGGGCUCUUCAUGCAGCACCCUGCUCCCUCGCCAUGGCGAGGCUGGGGGCCCCGAGGGUUCCCCGCUUGCCCACAGGCCGUGGCCCCCUGCCCAGCCAGAUCCACUGUAGCCACCACGGCCCCGCGCAACCAGUCAAAACCUGAGUCGCCCUGGUUGAAGAAAGAAAUCUUUAUUAAUAAUUUCAAUAAUAAUAAUAAUAAUAAUAAUCCUUGUAAUAAUAAUAAUAAUAAUAAUAAUAAUAAUAAUAAUAAUAA